This is a messenger RNA of Geodia barretti, 1020 nucleotides long. The record is from the annotation of a GenBank genome assembly. NCBI's taxonomy places the organism in Eukaryota, Metazoa, Porifera, Demospongiae, Tetractinellida, Geodiidae.
AUGAAAAUUACCAGACUCGAAACAUUCCUGAUUGCACCCCGCUGGCUGUUUCUGCGGGUACAUACUGACGAAGGAAUUGUCGGCUUGGGUGAGCCGUAUCUAGAGGGACGCGCUACAACCUCCGCUGAGGCGAUCAGGGAACUGGAAGACUAUCUUAUCGGUCAAGACCCACGACGAAUUAUCCAUCAUUGGGAAGCGAUGUAUCGACAACCGUGUUAUCAUGGCGGCGCAAUUAUGAUGAGUGCCAUCAGUGGAGUCGAGGCAGCGCUUUGGGAUAUUCUUGGCAAGAGUGUCGGGCUGCCGGUAUGGCAAUUAUUGGGUGGACGCGCCCGAGACCGCAUCCGUCUGUAUAAAGGGGGCGGCUCCAUUGAUCAGAUGAAGGAAGAUGUGGCGCGGGGGUUCAAAGGGUUCAAGAUUGGGUUGCCUGGACCGUAUCCCAAAGUUCAUGCCACAAAAGAGUUUAUUGACCAAGCGGUUGCCAGUGUAGGGGAAAUCCGCGACGCCGUUGGACCUUCUAUUGAUAUCGCCAUUGAUCUGCACGGCGCAUUUCUCCCCGCCGCCGCAGUGCCAAUCAUCAAAGCAUUGGAGCCGUUGCAUCCGGCGUGGAUUGAGGAUCCGUGUCAGUGCGAAAACUACGAUGAGAUGGCGCGAAUUGCCCAAUCUACAAGCAUUCCCAUCGCGGCGGGUGAGCGCGUUUUCACACGCUGGGCGUUUCGUGAACUUUUGGAGCGCGGUGCAGCGAAGAUCUUAAACCCAGAUCCCUGCCAUGUUGGUGGCAUUUUUGAGACACGCCUUAUUGCGGGGAUGGCAGAGAUGCACUAUGCCGGUGUCGCUCCCCACUGUCCGCUCGGCCCGAUUGCGUUAGCGACCUGUCUGCAACUCGAUGCCAUGAUGCCAAACUUUGUGUCUCAGGAGCAUGUGACGCUCGGUGAGGGCUACCUCAAAGAACCCUGUGUUUUUCCGUCGCCGCUCGGUGCCUUGAACACGGCCGCCAACAGUUCCACCAGACCCGUGUCCUGA